Amphiprion ocellaris (clown anemonefish) is the source of this 1610-nucleotide messenger RNA. RefSeq names its product BRCA1/BRCA2-containing complex, subunit 3 (gene brcc3). Bases 99 to 881 code for a protein of 260 amino acids. Gene Ontology annotation, biological process: double-strand break repair. NCBI's taxonomy places the organism in Eukaryota, Metazoa, Chordata, Actinopteri, Pomacentridae. Gene Ontology annotation, molecular function: polyubiquitin modification-dependent protein binding; cysteine-type deubiquitinase activity; metallopeptidase activity. Gene Ontology annotation, cellular component: BRISC complex; BRCA1-A complex. The transcript has a single exon. The record is from RefSeq and is a predicted model, not a curated record.
GGUGUUACACGUCACAACGCGGAAGUGAAGCGCUACUCUCGGCUCUGUUGAUGCUUUCGUGACUCCGCGGGCAGAAAACGUAACUUUUAACCGGAGCUAUGGCGGUGAGCGCGGUUCACCUGGAGUCGGACGCCUUCCUGGUGUGUAUGAACCACGCGCUGAGCACCGAGAAGGAGGAGGUGAUGGGUCUGUGCAUCGGGGAGGUGGAGGCGUCCCGCAUCGUCCACAUCCACUCCGUCAUCAUCCUCCGCCGCUCCGACAAGAGGAAGGACCGGGUGGAGAUCUCCCCGGAGCAGCUGUCGGCAGCGUCCACGGAGGCGGAGCGGCUGGCGGACAUGACCGGGAGGCCGAUGCGGGUGGUGGGCUGGUACCACUCCCACCCGCACAUCACCGUGUGGCCGUCCCACGUCGACGUGCGGACCCAGGCCAUGUACCAGAUGCUGGACCAGUGCUUCGUGGGCCUCAUCUUCUCCUGCUUCAUCGAGGACAAGAACACGAAGACGGGCCGCGUGCUGUACACCUGCUUCCAGUCCGUGCAGGCGCAGAAGGGCUCCGAGUACGAGCGCGUGGAGAUCCCCGUCCACGUCGUGCCCCGGGAGGCCAUCGGGAAGGUGUGCCUGGAGUCGGCCGUGGAGCUGCCGCGGAUCCUGUGCCAGGAGGAGCAGGACACGUACCGGAAGAUCCACAGCCUGGCGCACCUGGACCCGGUCACCAAGAUCCACAACGGCUCGGUGUUCACCAAGAACCUGUGCAGCCAGAUGUCGGCGGUGAGCGGGCCGCUGCUGCAGUGGCUGGAGGACCGGCUGGAGCAGAACAAGCAGAGCAUCGUGGAGCUGCAGCAGGAGAAGGAGAAGCUGCUGCAGGAUCUGGCGGCUCUGUGACGCUAAAAACUACCACUCUAUGGACACAAGACAAAGAUUGUAUGUUUAGUUUUGCUCGUUUCAUCUUGUUUUCUAUUUUGUUUACACAGCCAGCAGACAAAAUGGACACAGUUUUGUGGGAAGACAUUGACAGUCAUGCACUUGGGUUUCAGAACCCACCUGCACACGUGACCCUCUGUAUAAGGGGGCGCGCUUAUAGAUUAGUUACUUAAUUGAAUUUAAAUCGUAGUUUGGCUGAAGUUCAGUUUUAUUCACUUCACAGACAAACUUUAUUUGUAAACAUUUGCUCAAAGUCUUUAUUAAACUACAUUAGAAUAAUUUUACAAUAAUAAUACACAUCUUUAAUCUAUCUGUAUAACUUUCCAAGGAGUCAACUUUUUAUUAUAUAACUCAGAACUGCAACCAAAUCAAACAUAAAUAAGGUUCUCUAUUUCUGCUUAUCUCAACUGUUUCCAUCUCGUAGCCAUAACUCUUAUCAACUCAAAAUUAAUUUGUGAAAUUACAAAAUUAUUCAAAUUCUGGUCCCUACAGUUUUCGUUUGGUUGUAAUGUCUGUGCUUCACCACCAGGUGUCCGUCUUGUCUUAUUUUUCCUCAGUGACAGUUGAUGUCAGCACCCAAGAAAGAGAAUAUUGACUUUACUUCUUGAUGCAGAGUGAAAAGUAACUGCGGUGUGAAGUCUCAUAAAUUGUCAAACACCAAAAAAUGGCAUUAAAUGUCUUGAAUGCUCA